Molecule: messenger RNA, 909 nt
Organism: Caenorhabditis remanei
Lineage: Eukaryota; Metazoa; Nematoda; Chromadorea; Rhabditida; Rhabditidae
Exons: 4
Coding region: 1-909 (302 amino acids)
Source: RefSeq, a predicted model, not a curated record
AUGAACCGUCUCAUCGAGUACGGUAGUGUCGACGAGAUCCCCUAUUACAACUGCAGUGCAAAGUCUCAAAACGAGUGGUUGGCGACUGGAGUGAAACGACCAUGGCUUGGAUAUCCAAUCACGGUUUUUGGAGUUUUUAUUGAGAUCCUCUACCUCCCAAUUCUCUACAUUAUAUUCAAAUCAAAACUCAUCAAAAUGACAUGCUACAAGAUAAUGGUUCUACUCGCCUUCACAGACAUGACAGCCACUGCCUGCAGAGGAUUUGCCAUCGCCACGUGGUGCAUGUCGUGCUCCGUCACCACUUCCCUCUUCCUUAACCGUGUUAUCUCUGUUGCAUUCCACGGAUUAUCCAAUUCCAUCGAGAAGAAACUCGCCUACAUCUGCAUCUUCCUCUGUAUUUUCUAUGGAUUCUAUGUUCUUUUCUUCACUCCAGUUGUCUGUUUCAACUCUGAAUGGCUCAUCUGGCUACCCGAUCCCUUAUCUGAGAUGAAACCAUCGGAGCAGGCAGCCGAAUAUUAUAGAAAUCGAGUUCAAGCAUGGAAUAAUUGGAUUUUUGUGACGUGUAUGUUCGUGUUGUUCACUUUGUAUUUGGGAAUGAUCAACAAGAUUUCAAUGGGCCAGAAGUCGAAAGCGGCUAAGUCGAUCUUCAUUCAAUGCUGCAUAAUCUGUUUCUUCAACACCGUCAUCGCCCUCGUCUACAAUGCUCUCACCCUCAUCACUCCCGAUUACUGGAUGCUCCUUCUCUGUCAAUUCUGUUGGUCUGUCAAUCAUGGAUGUCCUGCUUUGAUCUACAUCACAAUGAAUCAGACAAUCAAACGGGAAUUCAAGAAAAUGAUAUUGGGAAGUGACAAGAGAAUCGGAUCAGUCAGUACUCAUCCAGCAUCACUCACUCAUUUGUCUACGCAUUGA